AUGACGAUAUUUACGUAUCGCGUCGUCAACGCGUUCGUAAACAACGACACGAAAAACGAAGAGUUGAAAGGAAAUCCCGCCGCUGUUAUCGUUCUUGCGAGUGAUGAAAGCGGAAGCAUAUCGAAAGAAGAGAAGCAAACGGUGGCACGAAAGCUCGGUCUCUCUGAAACGGCUUUCGUUCGGGAAGACGUAAACAAGGGAGGAGGAAGGAAAUAUUUUAACAUCGAGUGGUUUUCACCUACGUGUCAAGUGGGUUUGUGCGGGCACGCGAGUUUAGCUUCUGCGGCGUGCCUUUUCCGUGAUGUUUUAGCAGCCAACGGUGAAAAACAAAGUUCUGAACCGAUCGUAUUUGUAUACGAUGAUGGAAAAAGUGAACUGGUUCUCGAGAGAUGCGAAAUAACAGGGGCGAUAACGAUGUCGUUUCCUGCGUCGCCCCCUGUUCCGGUUGCCGACGAGGAAGCUUCGCGCCGAAUCGAGCUCGUCAGAGAAGCGUUCGGAGACAGUCGUGAAGCACUCGCCGCAUCGCCAGUAUACGAAAAUUCAAUCGGAGAUACUUUUAUUUAUAUGGAGGAGACAUCCGUUCCAUCCGUGGACGAAAUAUAUUUCGAUUGCAAGAAGAAAGUCGACUACGAAAAGUUGGGAAAAGUUGGUGGAAGAGGCGUGGUCAUUACCGCACUCUCCAAUCCGGAGAAAAAGGAAUUGAUUGAUUGCGACUUUGUGUCGAGAUUCUUCGGACCAAACAUAGGCAUAGCCGAGGAUCCUGUGACUGGUUCGGCACACUGCGGAUUAGCGCCCUUCUUUAGAAAUAUUCUUCCUUCCUCGAUGGAUGGAAAAUUUCUGCGAGGGUACCAAAAGAGCGCGAGAGGCGGGUUGGUCUUAUGCAGAAUAGUGGCGGAUAAGGUAGAACUUCGCGGAUUUUGCUCGUUCGAUAAAGUAGACACGAUAGAAAUAUAG
Messenger RNA from Bathycoccus prasinos, 954 nucleotides. RefSeq names its product phenazine biosynthesis protein PhzF family. Gene Ontology annotation, cellular component: cytoplasm. Bases 1 to 954 code for a protein of 317 amino acids. NCBI's taxonomy places the organism in Eukaryota, Viridiplantae, Chlorophyta, Mamiellophyceae, Mamiellales, Bathycoccaceae. Gene Ontology annotation, biological process: biosynthetic process. The record is from RefSeq and is a predicted model, not a curated record. The transcript has a single exon. Gene Ontology annotation, molecular function: isomerase activity.